Eptesicus fuscus (big brown bat) is the source of this 6018-nucleotide messenger RNA. RefSeq names its product sterile alpha motif domain containing 8 (gene SAMD8). Gene Ontology annotation, molecular function: protein binding; ceramide cholinephosphotransferase activity; sphingomyelin synthase activity. The record is from RefSeq and is a predicted model, not a curated record. The coding region runs from base 316 to 1752 and encodes 478 amino acids. Lineage: Eukaryota; Metazoa; Chordata; Mammalia; Chiroptera; Vespertilionidae. The transcript has 6 exons. Gene Ontology annotation, cellular component: Golgi membrane; endoplasmic reticulum membrane. Gene Ontology annotation, biological process: ceramide biosynthetic process.
UUGGAGAGGAUCUGGCUCCCGAAUUAGGGUAAUUUCCCCUUGUCCUCAAACCCCAUUUACCAAUCCUCUAGGCCCCUCCCCAUCUUAACCAGCCUUAUCUCCUUUGGCCUUAUCUUCUCGCUUUGGGCCUGACGCAUGCGCUCCUGGGUUUUCUUGCCGCGGUCCUCGCUUGCAUCUUGAGCCCCGCGCCUCUUCCGGUUUUGGCCCCGCCCCCAGCCGUGGGGCUCCGCCUCCCGUCAGCGGGGCCCCGCCUCCUGAAGCAGUUCCGGUUUGGUUUAAGAGCAGUUGCCCGAUCCGGAGACCAGGGCAGGAGCAAUGCCUGCGCGCAGCCGCCACCGCUCUCGCCUCCACUCCGGGUCCCCUCCCCGGGCUCCGCCCCCGCCGCUCGGGGCGCUGCACUCCGGCGAGGCUCGGAGGGCCCCGGACUCCGACGGCGGCUCGGACGCCGACUCGGAGGUGGGUCGGGGCAGCCCGACUCGGACCACAGAGACAGUUGAGGAGGAAAUGGCUGGUCCUAAUCAACUCUGCAUUCGCCGCUGGACAACCAAGCAUGUGGCUGUUUGGCUGAAGGAUGAAGGCUUCUUUGAAUAUGUGGACAUAUUAUGCAAUAAGCACCGACUUGAUGGAAUCACAUUGCUAACAUUGACUGAAUAUGAUCUCCGGUCUCCUCCUCUGGAAAUCAAAGUCUUAGGGGACAUUAAAAGAUUAAUGCUUUCCGUCCGGAAAUUGCAGAAAAUACAUAUUGAUGUUUUAGAAGAGAUGGGAUACAACAGUGACAGUCCUAUGAGUUCCAUGACCCCUUUCAUCAGUGCUCUUCAGAGUGCAGAGUGGCUCUGUAAUGGGGAGCCUUCACAUGACUGUGAUGGACCCAUCAUUGAUUUGAAUUCUGAUCAGUACCAAUACAUGAAUGGUAAAAACAAACAUUCUGUUCGAAGAUUGGACCCAGAGUACUGGAAGACCAUAUUGAGUUGUAUAUAUGUUUUUAUAGUAUUCGGAUUUACAUCUUUCAUUAUGGUUAUAGUCCAUGAGCGAGUGCCUGACAUGCAGACCUACCCACCACUCCCAGAUAUUUUCUUAGAUAGCGUUCCUAGAAUCCCAUGGGCCUUUGCUAUGACAGAAGUAUGUGGCAUGAUUCUGUGCUAUAUUUGGAUCCUGGUUCUUCUUCUUCACAAACACAGGUCAAUACUUCUGCGAAGGCUCUGUAGUCUGAUGGGCACUGUAUUCUUGCUUCGCUGCUUUACCAUGUUUGUGACCUCCCUCUCCGUGCCAGGACAGCACCUGCAGUGUACUGGAAAGAUAUAUGGCAGUGUAUGGGAGAAACUACACCGGGCCUUUGCCAUUUGGAGUGGCUUUGGUAUGACCCUAACCGGUGUUCACACUUGUGGAGAUUACAUGUUCAGUGGCCACACAGUCGUCCUAACUAUGCUGAACUUCUUUGUCACUGAGUAUACACCAAGAAGCUGGAAUUUCUUGCACACUUUGUCCUGGGUUCUCAACCUCUUUGGAAUCUUCUUCAUUUUGGCUGCCCAUGAACACUAUUCCAUUGAUGUGUUUAUUGCCUUUUAUAUCACAACAAGACUCUUUUUGUACUACCAUACUCUAGCUAAUACCAGAGCAUAUCAGCAGAGUAGGAGAGCAAGAAUUUGGUUUCCCAUGUUUUCUUUUUUUGAGUGUAAUGUUAAUGGUACAGUACCUAAUGAAUAUUGUUGGCCGUUUUCAAAGCCAGCAAUAAUGAAAAGACUAAUUGGAUGAAGACUAUCUAUGUUAUGGGUUUGUGAUUAAAUAUACAGUAGUUCUUGAAAGUGAGUAACUUUGCUUUCUCCCCCUAGGUUGUUCCUGGAUGCCUUGCUUUUUUUUGCUUUUAUGUUGACAAAGUAAAGUUUCCUGUUCUGAGCAAGGCUGUGAUUAUAAAAAGCAUGAAGGAACAAUUAAGAGUCUUUACAUAUCUGUUUGAAUGGAAAGCUUAAGUAGAUGUUUUUUGCCUUUUCUCUUUAGGCAGAAGUAAUGUGAUUGAAGUCAAAGUGUUGCCCUUACCUGUUGAGUAUUUGCAUUUUGAACUUAAGCAAAUCAACUUAAGCAAUUUGCUGGUUGAAAGAUUUUAUUUUUUUAAGUUCAAGUUGGAUUCUAGUCAAGAAAUAAUAUUUUUUGAAGUUUCUUAUUAUUUUCCAAGGAAAAUCCCCUACCAAAUGAACAGUACUUGUUCUCUGAAUUAAUUUCUGUGUCUUUUUAAAAAUGCAACUCUGGAAAGUAAUCGGUUUUACUGACAUAAUUUUUGCCUUUAAGGAAAGUAUAUUGAACAUACCGGGAUGCCUGAAACAAGAAGAGAAAGGGGCCAUACAUGAGAUGACAGAAUACAGUAUAAUACAGGCAUUUUUCACCAAAGAUGCUAUGAAAGAUGCAGUUCCUGUUUUGUUCUGAGGGUUCAGUAUGACCAUAAACGCAUGAGGAAAAAUAGCUGCAUCCAUAAAAAUGGAAUUGGCUGAAUUUUAGUGAUGCAGGUACCUGGAAUAACUUUGUGUUAUAGCAGUUAGUAAGAUGGCAGUCCAGUUUUAUGCUUUUUAAUGAUGUUAUUUAAUGAGCAAAACAGUGGAUUGUUUACCAGACAUUAGAUAAAGUUCUUAUGUCCUUGAGUAUGGAGAUAUGCAUGCAAAAAAUAUUUUUUCUCUUUCUGAAAAGAAAUUUAUAACAGGUUGUGAGCAUAGUAUAACUUUUUGGGCUUUGAAAUUUCUCAUUCUUGGCCACAGACAUAUUUGGAUAUGAAAGGUUUUAUUGUUUUUUUUAUAUUUUAAAUACAAUUGUGUAUAUACAUUCUUUCUAUUUAGUCUUAAUUUGGCAAUUAGGAAGAGAUAUAACUUAGUUGCUAUUUACAACACUAGAAAUUUAGUACCUUAUAUAAUUUGACCUCAAAUAACAUCUGUCACUUCACUUUUAAUGAUUUUAUAGAGUAGUUAUGACAGUAGGAUGGUUGUGAGAUUGGAAUUUGAACCCCAACUGAUGAGCUUAGCCACUUAGAAUAUUAAUUGUGUAGUUUUUACAUUCCAUUUUAAAACAAGGAGUUAGAAAAGGUGCUGGCAUAUUGAGGUCUAAAAUUAGGCUACUUAGCAGGAGCCUGGUUCUUAUUGGUUGAAAUGUUUUAUUUUUGCACUUUGAGUUAUAUUCCCACCUUGUAUAAGCUACAGAGGAUCCUAAAUGGAUUGUAUAAGCUACAGAGGAUCCUAAAUGGAUUGGGCGGGAAAGGAAUAUUAAGUGAACAAGUUUUAGCCAGUGCUGCAUGAUCCCAGUUUGAGUCUGCUCUGAACAUUAUUUUUUAUUCUCACUUGAGAAAUGGCACAAGGCAAUUUAUUUUAUUAUGCUUUUAAAUCCCAUACAAGAGAGUCUUAUAAUAUCUUAAACUGUUGAUUCUAUUACAUGCUAGGGACAAAAAUGCCAAUACUUCAUCUAAGGAAAUUGCAUAAUUAUGAAGGGUGAAGGAUGCGUCCUUUUCCAGUCAGGGGAAUUUGACCCUUCAUGUCAAAAGAUGUAGUGUCAUUUUUUCUUUAGCUUUGGAGGGACUGAUGUUGGCUUUGGAAAAAAUCUGUGGCAACCUUAAGUCAAGAAUGUUAAGCAGCUACUUAAUGGUAAAUUUUCUACCAUCAGUCUUAUUUCCUUCAUAGGGAUUCUAUUCUAGAACAAAAUAGAAAGAAUAAAUUGCAACUAAUUUGCAGAGCUCUAGACAUUGAGAGUGCCUAACAGCAGACGGCAGUAAGGAUUGUAAAAUAACUUUAGACCUUGUGUUUAUCAAAUCUGUUUUGAGGAAAAGGUAAGCUAGACUUAUAAUUUAUUUCUAUAAUUAUUACAAGGCAAUGUUUACAUAAAUCAGUCAUCUCCAGUUCUCUUUCUUGGAAAACUUUGAGACAAAAUUCUUUUCCGUGUUGUUUUCCUCUUAAUAUGAAACCUAUAUUUUUGUCACUUUUGUUUGUCGAAAAAUUUCCAGAUUUUUGUCUUUUUUUUUUUUUCUCUUGGUAAAAUCUAAACUAUAGUUGAGGUGGUAUUUACAUUUACAUGUUAGUUGUGAAUGUGGCUAGGUAGAGAAGCUACAAGCUUUAGAUCUACAUAUUUUUUGACCUUGUACUAGGUUCUUCAGUUUUAGACUAGUGAGAGGUUUACAUCAUUAAACACUUGAGACCUCAGUGUAGAAGGAACCAAGAAAGUUUUGGUUUGGGGUGCAAACUGGAGGUAUAUGCAAAGUCUUUGAUGCAUUUUCUAUGUUCCUGGGACAGCAUGAUCUACCUUUCUUUUUUUAAAAGUCUAUACUGGGCAGUGUUACUGAAAAGGUAAUUGAAGUUCAUAGGGAGUAGGAUAUUUUGAAGAAGGCAAGUUUACUGUUAUCACCAAAUAAUUUGGGAGGAACCUUUGUUGCUAUGCUGCAGAACUCUCAAUAUGCCUAUCCUCUCCAUAGUUCUCUGUGGCCAGAAUUGCUAGGGUAAGAAAAACACUUUCAUAUGCUGGGCCGGUUUAUUAGUAGUACCCUUUUAAACCAGAAAGCAUUGAGUUUAGCCUUAGAACCAGUCAGGUGAUAAAUGUGAACUGCUCACAUGAAAGAAGCCAUUGACUAAGAGCCCUGUUGGUAGUGUAACUAACACGGCAAGUGGCAUUCUUCUCUACCCUGUACCUGUCUGGUUGUUGUUAGAAUUCCAAAAUCCUGUAAUUUGUAAAUGGAGAGCAGAGGAGCCAAAUGCUUUAAUAGCUGAUAGGAAACAGUCUGUUUUAGGAACAUCUGUUUGGAAAGUGUUUAUGUAUUCAAAGUCAUAUUCAUAACACUAACCUGCGUCGACUGGAUUCAGCAAAAGGCAGUUUCAUCAUUAGUUGCAGAGUAAACUUUUUUUUAAGGAUUCUAAUUCCAACAUGCUUGGGGAAAUUAACUAUAUUCUUGUUUUAAACACUCUGAUCUAAUAAAUUUAAUUCUUUGAUAGUCUUUUUGUAGACUUAAGUUAUCCCUUGCCAAAGGUAAUUGUAGUAAUAGUUCUUUAAGGUAUUCAGGCAUUUGAGACAUGAAAGCUCUCUUUUAGAACACUUCAAUAGCGUUCUGAAACAGUGUUUGUUUCAUUUAGAUAGCUGCAAGGCUAACAAGGAAUGCCAGUUUUAAUGCCAUCUUUCCUUGGCAGUUAAGACAGCUUGCAGUUGUACACAGGUUAGCCCAGAUUUCCCCUGUACUUCUAUAGAGGAGAAUUGUUGGUAACAUCAAGGUCAGGCUGCUACAGGUGACCAAUGAAAAAGGAAAGAGGUUGAGAUUCUUUUCCCCCUCUCUGUCUUUCAGACUUUGAAUGGCUGACAUUACUAUGGAAAUUGGUUUUGGUCCCCUUCUUGCCUACCCCUCACCCCCAGCAAAUGCCGCUAAUUUCAAGUAACUAAAACAUGGCCGUUACUUUGCAUCAAGUUCAAUAUCAGUGAAAUUUAUAAGCCAUAAUUCAGCUACCAAAAAAGUUGAUUGUUAGAGUAUGUUCCACCCUAAAUUAACCAAAGGACUUUUUUAUUCCGUGUACUCCAUGUUUAAGCAUAUGGAGAGAGAAGGAGGACUCUGUUAAUUUCAUUGUUAUUUCAGGUCUGUUUCAAGCUGAACUACUGAGUUGUCUGAACAUAACCAAGCAAUGUUAUCAGUAAUGUCAUUUUAAAAAUGCUUAAUUUUAAUAAUUUUUUAUUCAGAGAAUCUAUGGAUUGUUAGGACAAUUAAAGUAUUUCUAAUGUGAAAAAAAGGAAGUAGAAACUGGUACAUAAUGGGGGGAACAAAAUUAGCUUGAAUUGAAGUUAGCAUGUUUUGUUUCAAGAAUUCUACCUAAAUGUCACCCUAUCCACAGAGAAACUAGUAUUACUUGAAGAUGUGAAAGUUCCUGUGGUAGCCAUACCUUGAAGCACAGUAUUGUAUAUAAGUAAAUAUCUUGAUUCUAAAUUAAAUCCAGAUAUAACUAAUAUAUAUUAUUUUAUAUCUUUGUUCUAUUAAAAAGUUUUAAAACACUAAAAAUAAAACAUUUGAAAGUUGGA